This is a messenger RNA of Prunus armeniaca (apricot), 360 nucleotides long. Lineage: Eukaryota; Viridiplantae; Streptophyta; Magnoliopsida; Rosales; Rosaceae. The record is from the annotation of a GenBank genome assembly.
AUGACAGGAAUAGGCAGGGGGCAAAUUGGAGGAACCACCCCAGAUCUGGAAGAACAGGAAGAACAUAGGGAAGAAGUUCUGCCUAGGCCAUAUAGGGCGGAACCCAGGAUUGAUUACGCCCAACCAGAACAGGGGCAAAAUCUCCUCCCUAUUAAUGCUUUAAAUGACGUAUGGGCAUUGCAAAGGAUGAUUAGAGAAAUGAUGGAGCCUGAAGCCAGAAGGGGAGAGAGGCCCACCUACAGAAAGCCAUAUCCACCUUACAUUGAUCAGAUACCCUUAUCCCCAGGUUUCAAAGUGCCAAACUUCACCGGUCAAGCACAUAGGCAGAUUUUCUGUCCAGUGCAUAGCCAUAGAGAAUAA